Messenger RNA from Phragmites australis (common reed), 783 nucleotides. RefSeq lists its product as uncharacterized. The transcript is spliced from 2 exons. Bases 1 to 783 code for a protein of 260 amino acids. The record is from RefSeq and is a predicted model, not a curated record. NCBI's taxonomy places the organism in Eukaryota, Viridiplantae, Streptophyta, Magnoliopsida, Poales, Poaceae.
AUGCCGUCGCAUGAGCUCUAUGGAUCUAUCCACGUCAUCCUUUUUACGCGAGCCGUCGGAUUGCGCCACCAGCUCCUCACGACCGUUCGAUACGGACAGGUCGGCCACAUCGUCUCCAUCGAAUCACGAUUCUUCGACCGCUUUCUCCGCUCGUGGCUGUGUGCUAGAAAAAAACCACCUCCACGGCAUGGGCGCAUUCACCCCGACCCCAGCCCACGUUCUCCGUGCUCCUCGCCACCUCGAAGGACCGUGCUCUGGCUCCACUGCCGCCUCGCCGGCGCGCUGCGCCCGCUCCUAGCUUCUCCAGGCCUGUCGCCGCUCCUUCUCUAUCUCCAAGAGCCCGCGCCAAAUCCGAGAGGAUUUGAUCUAGAUGAGGGGGAAGAAUCCGGCCAGAGGCCCUGCUGUAGGCUGAAGCCCGACCGCACGCGGCCUUGUGUCGCGCCGCCCCUGCUGCUGUCUGCUGAGGAGAACGGGCUGAUCCCCUGGUGCGUCGGCGGAUUGGCGACUCGGCCGAAGGCCGUCGCCUCCCGGUGCUGCCCUGUGUCCUGCCGGCCGGUAGCCCCUGCUGUCGGGUCCCCUGCUGCCGUCUCUGGCGCCGAUGGAAGAAAGGGGCCUAGCCCCUGCUGCGUCGCACCGCCUCACCACCAGGCCAGGAGCCCUGCUGCGCUGAGGCCCGGUCGCAUGUGGCCGAAGGCCGUGGCGUCCCCUGCUACUGCCGUGGAGCCGGGCCAGCCAGAGCCCCUGUUGGUCGCUGCCCUUGUGCAGUGCCAUUUCCCCCGGUGA